Molecule: messenger RNA, 8541 nt
Organism: Danio aesculapii
Lineage: Eukaryota; Metazoa; Chordata; Actinopteri; Cypriniformes; Danionidae
Gene: itsn1
Product: intersectin 1 (SH3 domain protein)
Exons: 40
Coding region: 207-5528 (1773 amino acids)
Biological process (GO): intracellular signal transduction; positive regulation of Rho protein signal transduction
Molecular function (GO): protein binding; guanyl-nucleotide exchange factor activity; calcium ion binding
Source: RefSeq, a predicted model, not a curated record
UGCCGAAGCUGCACGGAGGAAACGCGGAGCCACACAAGCAGCAGCCAAAUACGCCUGGAAUUUACCUCGAGCGUCAAAAAAGGACAGAAGAGCCUCCGCCUGUCACCUCAUGCCCCUUUAGUUGAUUCCCUCGCAGAGCGCUGGAGUCAUAAUGGAAACUGAAUGAUGAGGAGUUUGAGGCUGGACGGCAGCUGACGGACUGAACCAUGGCUCAGUUUCCCACACCCUUCGGAGGGGGGUCGGAUACAUGGGUAAUAUCUGUGGACGAGAGAGCCAAACAUGACCAGCAGUUUCACAGUCUCACCCCAACACCCGCUGGCUUCAUCACAGGUGACCAGGCAAGGAAUUUCUUCCUGCAGUCAGGUUUACCUGCCCCCAUCCUGGCCCAGAUAUGGGCUCUGGCCGACAUGAACAAUGAUGGGAAGAUGGACAUGCAUGAGUUUUCCAUCGCAAUGAAGCUGAUUAAAUUAAAGCUGCAGGGUCACCCUCUCCCUCCAUCACUGCCCCCCUCCAUGAAGCAGCAGCCCAUCUCCAUACCCCCGCAGACCCCAUUUGGGAUGCCCUCUAUGGGUGCAAUGCCAGGCCUGCCAGCAGUGCCGCCCAUGCCUCUGCCCCCUCUGCCUCCAGGAGUGCCAGGAAUGGGUGUUUCUCCUCCACUGGGCGCAUCGGUAACCCCACCCGUACCAUCCCUCGCCAACGGAGCACCCGCAAUGAUACAACCCCUGAGUGGAUUUUCACAUCCAGGUGCCGCGCUCAACAAAACCGCCUCAUUCAAUCGCUCCAGUAUCAAGCUACAGAAGGGACAGUCUGUAGAGGCACCCAGUGCUCCAGCUGCUCCUCCACCCGCUGACUGGGCCGUGUCUCAGUCCUCCAGACUCAAGUAUCGCCAGCUUUUCAACAGCCAUGAUAAAAUGAUGAGCGGUUAUCUCACAGGUCCACAAGCCAGAACUAUUCUGAUGCAGUCCAGUCUACCACAAGCCCAGCUGGCCACCAUCUGGAAUCUGUCAGAUAUAGAUCAGGACGGGAAGUUGACUGCUGAAGAGUUUAUUUUGGCCAUGCACUUGAUUGACAUGGCCAUGUCUGGUCUCCCUCUUCCCCCAUUGCUGCCGCCUGACCUUAUACCUCCAACAUUCAGGAGAAUGCGUUCUGGUAGUGGAGUGUCUGUGACCAGCAUGCACUCGACAGACUUGCGGUCUCAGGAAGAGCCAGAGGAGGAGGAGAAAGAGGCUGAGAAAAAACUUCCAGUCACGUUUGAGGAUAAGAAACGAGAGAACUUUGAGCGCGGAAACCUAGAGCUGGAGAAACGUCGACAGGCACUUCUGGAGCAGCAGAGGAAAGAGCAGGAGCGACUGGCGGCGCUGGAAAAAGAAGAGCAGGAGCGGAAGGAGAGGGAACGUCUGGAGCAGGAGAGACGCAGACAGCAGGAGCUGGACAAACAACUGGAGAGGCAGAGAGAGCUGGAGCGACAGCGGGAAGAGGAGAGACGCAAGGAGAUCGAGAGAAGAGAGGCUGCUAAACGAGAGCUGGAGCGACAGAGGCAGCUGGAGUGGGAGAGGACACGCAGACAGGAGCUGCUCACCCAGAGGAACAGAGAACAGGAGAACAUCGUCCUGCUCAAAGCACGCAAGAAAACACUGGAGUUUGAACUGGAGGCUCUGAAUGAUAAGAAGUCUCAGUUGGAGGGGAAACUGCAGGACAUUCGGUCCCGUCUCUCAAUUCAGAGGCAUGAGAUCGAGACCACCAAUAAGACGCGAGAGCUCCGCAUUGCAGAGAUCACCAGCCUGCAACAGCAGCUGCAGGAAUCUCAGCAAUGGCUGAGUCGGUUGAUUCCAGAUAAACAGUGUCUGAAUGACCAGCUGAAGCAGGUUCAGCAGAACAGUCUGCACAGAGACUCUCUGUCCAGUCUACAGAGGGCCAUUGAAAUGAAAGAAUCCACCAAACAGCAGCUGAAAGAACAGCUGGAUGCUGUGGAAAAGGAAACGCGCUCCAAGCUAUUGGAGAUCGAUGCCUUCAACACACAGCUGAAGUCAGGGAGCUCUGUGGACGAGGUGCUGUCGGACUGUCUUGCAGCACUGCUGGCCUGUUUGAAGCAUAUACACUUCUACUUCCAGGAGCUGAGAGAAAUCCACAACAAACAGCAGAGGCAGAAACAAAAGGACCUGGAGGCUGACAUCACCCAGCCGUCACAUGACAGAAAGUCCAUAGACUCACAAGACUUGAGGUUGUCGGGGACUGAUGAUGGCGUGUCUCCAGCGUGGAGGGAUGAUGGACUGGGUAAAGCUCCUACUCCUCCUGUGUCUCAGGCCUGGAUGAGCCGAGUGAGUGAAGAAGAGAACCACAGUCGAGCAGAAAUACAGGAUAACCUCUCUAAACUCUUCACCCAACAUCCACAAGCAGGAAAAAUACAGGCUCAGUCUCCCUGGUCCAUGGCAGAUAAGAUCCCAGUGUCUGGUUUUAAUCAGGAGAAGGUAAAGGUGGUCUACUAUAGAGCAAUGUAUCCCUUUGAGGCCCGCAGUCAUGAUGAGAUCACCAUCCAUCCUGGAGACAUAGUGAUGGUGGAUGAGUCUCAGACAGGUGAGCCUGGAUGGUUAGGAGGAGAGAUUAAAGGGAAGACUGGCUGGUUUCCUGCCAAUUAUGCGGAGAAGAUUCCAGAAUCUGAAGUUCCACUGAGUUUGAGGGCCAGCACCGCUUCUAGCUCUGCCCCUAAAUUGGGUUCUCACAUGUCAUCCACUUCUUCAUCGACCACGACCACGCCCAUUCAGCCAGUCUCCACAGAGCCUGCAUCGAUAGCCCCGCCCUCCUCAGCCCCACCCCCCACAGGUCCCGCCUCCUCUUCCUCAGCAUCCAGCAACUGGGCAGAUUUCAGCACUACAUGGCCCUCUAAUUCUGCUGUGGAGAAGCAAGACAGCGAUGGAUGGGAUGCAUGGCCGACUCAGCCCACUCAGCCAUCUCUGUCAGUGCCCAGUGGAGGGCAGAUCAGACAGCGAUCUGCUUUCACUCCUGCUACACUGUCCGGCUCUUCGCCCUCACCUGUCCUUGGACAGGGUGAGAAGGUGGAGGGUCUGCAGGCUCAGGCGUUGUACCCGUGGAGAGCCAAGAAAGACAAUCAUCUAAACUUCAACAAAAACGACGUGAUCACUGUACUGGAGCAGCAGGACAUGUGGUGGUUUGGGGAGGUGCAAGGGCAGAGAGGAUGGUUCCCCAAAUCUUAUGUCAAACUCAUCUCUGGGCCUGUCCGGAAAUCUAUGAGUAUUGAGUCUGGCUCUUCAGACAGCCCUCCCAGUGUAAAAAGACCCAGUCCCUCUUCAAACAAACCCACAGAGCUCGGAGAAGGUCAGAAUUCCAACAGCAACUCAAUGUAUCCAUCAAAAGAGUAUGUGGCCAUGUAUACAUAUGAAAGCAAUGAGCAGGGUGACUUGACCUUCCAGCAAGGUGAUGUCAUUACGGUCACCAAGAAAGAAGGAGAUUGGUGGACCGGCACUGUGAGCGGGAAGAUCGGAGUCUUUCCAUCCAAUUAUGUCAAACCUAAAGAAUCAGAGGGUUUGGGAUCUGCUGGGAAAACAGGAAGUUUAGGGAAGAAACCAGAGAUUGCCCAAGUCAUCGCCCCAUACACGGCCACCGGUGCAGAGCAGCUCACUUUAGCACCAGGCCAGCUCAUUCUCAUUCGCAAGAAAAACCCGGGAGGUUGGUGGGAAGGAGAACUUCAGGCAAGAGGAAAGAAGCGCCAGAUUGGCUGGUUUCCUGCUAAUUAUGUCAAAUUAUUGAGUCCCAGUACCAGUAAGACAACACCCACAGAUCCCAACCCACCCAAGCUGCCGACACCCAAUGCAGUGUGCCAGGUGAUUGGCAUGUACGAUUACACGGCUCAGAAUGAUGACGAGCUGCCUUUCGGGAAGGGCCAAAUCAUCAAUGUGUUGAGCAGAGAGGAUCCCGACUGGUGGAAAGGAGAGUUGAAUGGAUCUGUCGGCCUCUUCCCUUCAAACUACGUCAAGCUGACCACCGACACAGACCCCAGCCAACAAUGGUGUGCUGAUCUCCACCUGCUCGACAUGCUGACCCCAGUGGAGCGGAAGAGACAGGGAUACAUUCAUGAGCUUAUUGUUACAGAGGAGAACUAUGUCAAUGACCUGCAGCUGGUCACUGAGACCUUCCAGAAGCCUCUGCUGGAGUCUGAUUUGUUGACUGAGAAGGAGGUUGCUAUGAUCUUUGUCAACUGGAAAGAGCUGACCAUGUGCAACAUUAAACUGCUCAAGGCGCUGCGGGUGAGGAAGAAGAUGUCAGGUGAGCGGAUGCCGGUGAAGAUGAUUGGUGACAUCCUGACAGCUCAGCUUCCUCACAUGCAGCCGUACAUCCGCUUCUGCAGCUGCCAGCUCAACGGCGCCACCCUCAUUCAGCAGAAAACCGACGAGGUGCCCGAAUUCAAAGAGUUUGUGAAGAGAUUGGCGAUGGACCCUCGCUGUAAGGGAAUGCCGCUGUCCAGUUUCCUUCUCAAACCCAUGCAGAGAGUCACCCGAUACCCCCUCAUCAUCAAAAACAUUUUAGAGAACACUCCAGAAAGCCACCCGGACCACAGUCACCUGCGUCUGGCUCUGGAGAAAGCAGAAGAGCUGUGCUCGCAGGUCAAUGAAGGCGUACGGGAGAAAGAAAACUCAGACCGGCUGGAGUGGAUCCAGGCACAUGUGCAGUGUGAGGGACUGUCAGAGCAACUUGUGUUUAACUCCGUAACAAACUGUCUGGGCCCUCGGAAGUUCCUGCACAGUGGAAAACUCUACAAAGCCAAGAGCAACAAGGAGCUUUACGGCUUCCUUUUUAACGACUUCCUGCUCCUCACACAGAUUAUUAAACCUCUGGGCUCAUCCGGGACAGACAAGGUCUUCAGUGCGAAAUCCCACCUGCAGUAUCGCAUGUACAAAACGCCCAUCUUUCUCAAUGAGGUGCUAGUGAAGCUGCCUACUGAUCCCUCGGGAGAUGAACCCAUUUUUCACAUAUCUCACAUCGAUAGAGUCUACACUAUACGGGCUGAGAGCAUCAACGAAAGGACGGCUUGGGUACAAAAAAUCAAAGCUGCUUCUGAGCUCUUCAUCGAAACCGAAAAGAGGAAGAGAGAGAAAGCCUACUUGGUGAGGUCUCAGAGGGCCACUGGCAUCGGGCGGCUAAUGGUCAACAUUGUUGAAGGCAUCGAGCUGAAGCCCUGCCGCUCAAAUGGUAAGAGUAACCCAUACUGUGAGGUGACGAUGGGCUCUCAGUGUCACGUCACCAAGACCCUUCAGGACACUCUGAACCCCAAGUGGAACUCAAACUGCCAGUUCUUCAUCAAAGACCUGGAGCAGGACGUGCUGUGUGUCACUGUGUUUGAGAGGGAUCAGUUCUCCCCGGACGAUUUCUUGGGCAGGACGGAGAUUCGGCUGGCCGACAUCAAGAAGGACCAGGGCUCGAAGGGUCCCAUCACCAAGCGUCUGCUUUUACACGAAGUCCCGACGGGAGAGAUUGUGGUGCGACUGGACCUGCAGCUCUUCGAUGAACCCUGAGCGCAUUAUUUAACCCGACCUUUUUGACCCCACAGAUACCACAUCCCUCAUUCCUCCGUGGUGAAGCCCACCAGCCUAAUGUGACAAUCCCCCAGCGUCAUGAAUCCCAGUGCGUGAAUGUGUGUGUAUCCGCACAAGCGUCUGUGAGUCCGCUAAAUGCUGUAACAGUCUUACCGAGUGAUCCCGACUGGAUUUUUUAUUGUCCAUUUUAAGACAAGUCGAGUGUGUGUGCGCAAAUGAAAACAGGACGUGCUGUAAAAACUGUGUGCGAUGGAUGCUGCAAGUCUUAAAGAGUCGUUUUAAUGAGCUCUAAUGAACAGUAGUGCCAUUUGAUGCAAUAUUCUUAAAGCUCUUGAUUUUAGAAUAUACCGAAUUAUUCUAGAACAGGGGUGUCCAAGCUCUGUCCUGGAGGGCCAGUGUCCUGCUUAGUUUAGCUCCAACUUCCUUUAACACACCUGCCUGGAAGUUUCUAGUACACCUAGAAAGAGCUUGAUUAGCUGGUUCAGGUGUGUUUAAUUGAGGUUGGAACUAAAAUAUGCAGGACACCGGCCAUCCAGGACCGAGUUUGGACACCCCUGUUUUAGAAUAAUGACACGUUCCAAAUGAUGUGCCAUUCUGGUGAAUGGGUGAAUCUCAUGAAAAUGUAUUACUGUCAAUCCAAUCUCAUAACUGUGAGUUAUUAUUGAAUUAUUUAUGCGUCAUGGUAGUCUGCUUGCUUGUAAUUUAUAUUGAUUUAUAUUUUUUAAAGAUGUAAUUUAUUAAACCUACGGUAAUAUGAGAUGAUCAUCCUGAAAGCAGGCCUCGCUUUUAUUUAAUGCAAAACAUGACAUGUUUUCGUGAGAUUCACCUUUAUUAUCGCCGUUCAUCAUUUUAUUCCAUAUCUUCAGUUCCUAACACUAAAAACCCAGGUUUUGCUGGCAAACCUCUGUAGUGUCGAUCAAUAUUCAUCUAUUUUUACUGAAAGACACCGGUGAUGGGAUGUAGAUGUUUUCGAGGGUCUAUUAAAUGUGAGCUAGUCUCAAGAUAUGGCCGCAAACGCUCCACGGAAAGACUGUUUUGAUAUAUAUAUACGCAAAAGUGAACGAUGAAAGGAAAAUUGCUCUGUUUAUGUCUUUUCUACUUUUAUUUAUUAUUACGUUGUUGAAAUUGAGACUCAUCUCAGAGGCCGACAGAAAUACCCCAUCAGAACGAAGCUUUUACCUGUAAGAUGUCAAAUAUACAGCGGGGGAAAUAAGUAGUGAACACAUCACCUUUUUUUUCAGAAAACAUUUCUAAAGGUGCUGUUGACUCAUCAACCAGAUGUUGAUAGCAACCAAAGAAAUCCAUAUAUAGAAGGAAAACAAAUCUAAUUAGUUUAAAAAUUAAGUUAUACGUAAUAAAAUGAAAUGACACUGGAAAAAUAUACUAAACACAUGAAGAAAGGAAGGUGUAGAAUUGGCAGUGAAAGCCCAGACAGCAGCUGAAAUCUCUCACUAGUUCUUCAGCAACUCUUCAGCCCUUCGUCAUUGUUGGUUAAUAUUCGCUGCUUCAGUCCAACAUCUACAUCACCAAUAAUUUUUAUGUUUAUAAUGUUUGGGUUCUUACCAAAUUUGGUUCAAUUCCACUUCAACGGCUCCUUAAGAAAUAUUAUUCCCAGGAAAAAUGACGUGUUCAAUACUUAUUUUCCCCACUGUAUCGCUGAAAUGUCCCAUCAUAACUGGUUUUAGCAAUUAUUCACCUGAAUGUUCGUAUUCAGCUCCUCCUUGAUGUAGUUUUUAGUGGUACACCACAAAGUCAACUAUUUAAUUAAUAUAUAGUACUAUAUUUAAGUUUUAUGCCGCAUUACUAAUGAAUUUGCGUCUCAUUUUUGACUAUUUGUUGUUUUAUUUUAUUAUCAUCAUCGUGCUGUUGUUAGGCAUUAGUGAUCAACACUGUAGCUUUGUCAUAUUUGUACAAAAUAAGAGAUAUUUUGUGUUUUUUAUUUGCAAAAAAUGGGAUAUGGUGGUUUAAAGGUUUGGAAAGCAUGUUAAAACAAUCUUAAAUGAGCAAAAGGGAUCAAUCUUCACCCAUAUCUGCUGCAAACGUCCAGAUAUGUUCUAGAACAGUGUUUCUCAACCAUGUUCCUGGAGGACUACCAGCACUGCAUGUUUUGCAUGGCUCCGUUGUCACACUCAUUACAGGUCUUUCAGUCUCUGCUAAUGAGCGGACGAUCUGAAUCAGGUGUGGUUGAUUAAAGAGACAUGGGCUGUGUCUGAAAUCGCAAACUUCCAUACUAUAUAGUACGCUAAAAACAGUAUGCGAGCCAAGUGGUAUGUCCGAAUUCAUAGACUUCGAAAAGCAGUAUGCGAGAAGUACUGAGAUGACUUACUACUUCCGCUGAGACUCUGAAGUGUGCAUCUGAUAGACGCUAAUUCAUGAAUUGGAGUGAAGCAACACAACUGAUAUGGGUAGGUCACAUGAUCAUCACAAAUGGCAGAUGUAGUAAGUCAGAGUUGCAUUCAUACUACUCACAGUCAUACUGUGGAGAACGUACUUUCCUAAUGGCAGAGUAGUACAUUAAAAGAGCCCCUAUUAUGCAUUAAAAAGGGUAUUAUUUUGGUUUUGGGGGGUCUCCAACAACAGUCUGAUAUAUGCAUGCAAGGUCAAAAAACACUUUCAUUGUCUUAUAAUAUGCAUUUAUUUUGACCUAAUUAACCCAGCGACUCCCAUAUAAUUCGUUUAGCGAUUCAUUUGUUCCUUAACUCUGCCUUGGCACUAUGCUAAUCUGCUUUGAUUGGUCUGAUGACCCAGUCUGUUGUGAUUGGUCAACUGCAUUCAGCGUGUGACAGAGAGAAAUGGCCACCACAGCUUAAAAACUAUUUUUCAACGUGGCUUUAGACGCGAUAUGAGAAUAAAAAGAGUUAACCAGAUAGAGUACAAGCAGUUACAAGUAACAAAACACAAUUAAAUACACAAUUUGCAAGCGAAAGAAAACAAGGAGGCGACCAUUUUAAUCGCACUUACUUACACUUGUGAAAUGGAGGAAGAAACUGAU